Messenger RNA from Caenorhabditis remanei, 435 nucleotides. RefSeq lists its product as uncharacterized. The record is from RefSeq and is a predicted model, not a curated record. The coding region runs from base 1 to 435 and encodes 144 amino acids. NCBI's taxonomy places the organism in Eukaryota, Metazoa, Nematoda, Chromadorea, Rhabditida, Rhabditidae. The transcript has 2 exons.
AUGAGAACAUCCCCCAAAAAAUAUGGAGGACGACGGCGACAUCAGCCAGAUUCAGCUGACCGAAAGCUGACUGAUGCUCAGCUUCAGGAUCCGAGAAGGGCAAUGCCAGGACAGCUCGCAACGGAUCCAGAUGAAAUCGUCAAAUUCAAUGCACCGUUUGACAUCAGUCAAGCGUUCAACAUCCGGAUUCGAAAUCAGUCCAAUCGACGGAUCGCAUUCAAAUUGAUCUCCAUCGACUCGGAUCGUCUCGAAUUUCAUCCUCCUAUUGGAAUCGUGGAGGAGAAAAAAGAACGUGCCGACGUCAUAAUCGAGACGAAAGUCUUCCAACUCCGUCAAGGAAUCAGCGAUCGGAUCGUCAUCGAAUGGAUGAACGUAUUGGAGAUGUGGGACCGAACUACUUCUUGGAAGGAAGAAAAAAGGAUACGAAGGUGUUGA